CUCAACUCCGUGGGUUGCUCCGUCUCUUCCUCCCUCCCUCAAGCGGCUGCGCCCGCUACCUAGAAGGAUCUGCGCUUGCGCGUUAGAAAUCACUGUCCGAUCUUCCUAUUGGUUCGUUCUUAGGAGCUCGGGGAAGACGAAAUAUCCAGCCAAUAGGAACAGAGAUGCCAGAGCCCGAACUGUGUGCCUCGGCUGAGGUGAUCUGGCGCAGAGCGGAGGAGGUGCUUGGUGCUUCUCAGGCUCCUCCUCUCCCCUUGCGGCCUUUCUAACGUUUUGGCCCUGCUCUUGUGGCCUCCCGCAGAAUGUGGAUGACGCCCAAAAGAAGCAAGAUGGAAGUCGACGAGGCUCUAGUUUUCCGGCCGGAGUGGACCCAGCGUUACUUGGUUGUGGAGCCUCCGGAGGGUAACGGGGCCCUGUGCCUGGUCUGUCGCCGCCUCAUCGUAGCUACCCGCGAACGCGACGUCAGGCGCCACUACGAGGCCGAGCACGAAUACUACGAGCGGUAUGUGGCGGACGGCGAGCGCGCGGCCCUGGUGGAACGUCUGCGUCAGGGCGAGUUGCCCGUGGCCUCGCUCACUCCUGAAGAGAGAGCUGCUCGUGCAGGCCUCGGGCUCUGCCGCCUGCUGGCCUUGAAGGGUCGCGGUUGGGGUGAGGGGGACUUUGUACACCAGUGCAUGGAGGUGCUGCUGCGAGAGGUGCUGCCCGAGCAUGCGAGCGUCCUGCAAGGCAUUGACUUGUCUCCGGAGAGCGCGAGGCAGAGGAUCCUGAGCAUUGACAGGAAUCUGCGCAGUCAGCUUUUUAACCGAGCCAGGGACUUUAAGGCCUAUUCUCUUGCCUUGGACGACCAGGCUUUUGUGGCCUAUGAGAACUACCUCUUGGUCUUUAUCCGCGGGGUGGGCGCCGAGCUGGACGUGCAAGAAGAUCUCCUGACCAUCAUCAACCUGACUCAUCAUUUCAGCGUCGGGGCACUCAUGUCGGCAAUCCUAGAGGCCCUGCAGACAGCAGGGCUCAGCUUGCAGAGAAUGGUUGGACUCACCACGACGCAUACUUUGAGGAUGAUCGGUGAGAACUCGGGACUCGUCUCGUACAUGAGAGAAAAGGCUGUGAGCCCCAACUGUUGGAAUGUGAUUCAUUAUUCGGGAUUUCUUCACUUGGAACUCUUGAGCUCCUAUGAUGUAGAUGUGAAUCAGAUCAUAAAUACCAUCUCCGAAUGGAUAGUUUUGAUUAAGACCAGAGGUGUUAGGCGACCUGAAUUUCAGACUUUGCUAACUGAAUCUGAAUCAGAGCAUGGUGAAAGGGUUAAUGGACGAUGUCUGAACAAUUGGCUUAGAAGAGGGAAAACUUUAAAACUAAUAUUCUCUCUAAGAAAAGAGAUGGAAGCGUUCUUGGUUUCAGUAGGGGCAACAACAGUCCACUUCUCAGACAAACAAUGGCUUUGUGACUUUGGCUUCUUGGUAGAUAUUAUGGAACACCUUCGAGUACUCAGUGAAGAAUUACGAGUUAGUAAGGUCUUUGCUGCUGCCGCCUUUGACCAUAUUUGUACUUUUGAAGUUAAGCUGAAUUUAUUUCAAAGACAUAUUGAGGAAAAAAAUCUAACAGACUUUCCUGCCCUCAAAGAAGUUGUUGAUGAGCUAAAACAGCAAAAUAAGGAAGAUCAAAAAAUAUUUGAUCCUGAUAGGUAUCAAAUGGUGAUCUGUCGUCUACAAAAAGAAUUUGAGAGACACUUUAAGGACCUCAGGUUCAUUAAAAAGGACUUAGAACUGUUUUCAAAUCCAUUUAACUUUAAACCUGAAUAUGCACCUAUUUCAGUGAGAGUGGAGCUAACAAAACUUCAGGCAAACACUAAUCUUUGGAAUGAAUACAGAAUCAAAGACUUAGGGCAGUUUUAUGCGGGAUUGUCUGCUGAAUCUUACCCAAUUAUCAAAGGGGUUGCCUGUAAGGUGGCAUCCUUGUUUGAUAGUAACCAAAUCUGCGAAAAGGCUUUUUCAUAUUUGACUCGAAACCAACACACUUUGAGUCAGCCAUUGACAGAUGAGCAUCUCCAAGCCCUGUUUCGGGUUGCCACAACUGAAAUGGAGCCCAGUUGGGAUGAUCUUGUGAGAGAAAGAAAUGAAUCGAAUCCAUAAAGCUUUGUAGUACAAGAUUGAGAAACUCAACAAGAAUUUAAUUCUAAAAGCAAAAAUUGGUUUGAGUUUUCAAGUUUACUAAUUUGGAUUGUGAGAAAGCACCACGUACCAGCCGUCCAAACUGAUCACAAUUCAAAUUCUGACAGUUGCCUUUUUUUUCCAUCUCAAAUGGCAGCAUGGGACUGAAACAUGAAAAUGCCACCUUUUUUAAAACUUAGUUUAAUGACAAAGUCAUUGUCUUUUAUGAUAUAGUUAAUUUUAAAGAGAUUUAGUAUUAAUUAUGUGAGUUGAAUUUGCAGUCUGUUUUUUAGGUGUUCUGAAGAUAUAUGCCAAAAAUUUCAGCUCUUAUUUUAAUGGAGUGUUAAAAUUCUGGUUAAUAUAAUCUUAAAUUAUCAACUCCUUAAAUGUGCUUUUGAACCCGUUUGCAGAAACUCACAUAGCAAGUUCAUAAAUUUCCAAAAAGGAAGACCAUACAUACAGUGGCGGUGUUUUGUCUAACCAUCAAAAUGUUUGAGACUUUUUUUUUAAACAUUUCUGAGUCCGAAGGCAUCAACACUAGGAGAAAAUGGCAUACUAUUUACUUGCUACUUUGCUUUACAGAUGAUUUUUGGCUCUUCUGGGAUUUAAAAACACUUCUCAAAAGAAGACACAGAAAUGGCCAAGAGGUACGUGAAGAAAUGCUCAACGUCAC
Molecule: messenger RNA, 2817 nt
Organism: Saimiri boliviensis boliviensis (Bolivian squirrel monkey)
Lineage: Eukaryota; Metazoa; Chordata; Mammalia; Primates; Cebidae
Source: RefSeq, a predicted model, not a curated record